Molecule: messenger RNA, 1311 nt
Organism: Ipomoea triloba (trilobed morning glory)
Lineage: Eukaryota; Viridiplantae; Streptophyta; Magnoliopsida; Solanales; Convolvulaceae
Exons: 1
Coding region: 1-1311 (436 amino acids)
Biological process (GO): DNA integration
Molecular function (GO): RNA-DNA hybrid ribonuclease activity; nucleic acid binding
Source: RefSeq, a predicted model, not a curated record
AUGUACACUGACGGGGCGUCUAGUAAGAAGGGUUGUGGGGGCGGGGCAGUACUUAUAUCCCCGGAAGGCGUUAAGGCUUACCAAGCCUUUAUGUUUAACUUCCAUGUAUCCAACAACGAAGCAGAAUACGAAGCCUUGAUAGGAGGGCUAAAACUGGCCAGAGCACUCCAAGUGAGUAGCCUAACGAUCCGAUCCGACUCUAGGCUCGUGGUGGGCCACGUCAACAACCAAUUCGAGACUCGAGAGAACCGGAUGAGACAGUAUAAGGAGGUGGUACAAAGGUUAUUGGCCGAUUUCGAGCGAUGGGAGUUGGUUCAAAUCCCUAGAGCAGAUAACGGAGAAGCCGACUUCUUAUCUAGAGUCACGCAAGGCUUGGAGGACCAUUUGGGGUAUGUCUCCCAGAUAAUCACCACUGUUGACAUAAGCGCGCCAAGCAUCGAGAGGGAAGAAAUAUGUGCCAUCCACCCCACCCCGGAUGAAUGGAUGCAAGAGAUGAUUCUUUAUAAAAAGCACGAGACUACCCCGAACAACCCAACGAGGGCGCGUAAAGUGAUAACUAUGGCCCCGUCAUAUCAAAUAAUAGACGGCAACCUGUUCAAACUAUCCUUCGGGGGGCCGCUACUCCGCUGCCUGACUAAGGUCGAGGUAGACAAGGUACUUGCUGAAAUGCACGAAGGGGUGUGCGCGGCCCACCAGGGGGCCCAGACCCUGGCCCGAAAAAUCAUCCUCCAGGGGUACUAUUGGCCCCGCCUAAGGGCUGGUUGCCUAGAGUAUGUGAAGAAGUGCCCUGCAUGCCAACACUUCGCAAUACUCCCAGGACGACCAACGUCUUACUAUACCCCGGUGACAUCCGCCAUCCCCUUUACGCGUUGGGGCAUCGAUCUACUAGGGCCUUUUCCCAGGGGUGUGGGCGGCCUGAAGUUCAUAAUAGUGGUAGUGGACUACUUCACCAAGUGGGUAGAGGCUGAGCCCCUCGCCUCGGUCACGGAAUAUCAAUGCCGAAAGUUCGUGUGGAAACACAUAUUCACAAGGUUUGGGAUGCCUCUACAAAUCGUAUCAGACAACGGAAAACAAUUCGACAAUAAAAACCUCACUCGCUUCUGCGCAUACUACGGGGUGGAACAUGUCAAGGCAGCAAUAGCAUACCCCCAGGCUAACAGGCAAGUAGAAAACGUGAACCGUACCCUCUUAGACGGCAUAAAAAAGAGAGUAGAGACUGCAGGAUCUGCGUGGUACGAAGAGUUGCCCAAUAUACUAUGGGCGUCAGAACCACCCCUAGAAAGGUUACCGGUGAAACCCCCUUCGCCUUAA